GCGGAUGAGUCGGGCAGCAUUGCGGACCUGGCAGCACACACCACGAUGAUCAGCGUGUAUGGGAAGCAUGGGCUGGUGGAUAAGGCGAAGCUGCUCUUUACCAGCCUGAGGGGGGCGGGCAGACACUUGGACGCAGUGAUAUGGAACGCCAUGCUGAGCGCCCUGGGGAAGAAUGGGCGGGUGGAGGAGGCGAAGGAGCUGUUUGCGGAGAUGCUGGAGUGUGGACCGACGCCCACCGUCUACUCCUACUCUAUUAUGAUCGACUCGUGA
Molecule: messenger RNA, 270 nt
Organism: Closterium sp. Naga37s-1
Lineage: Eukaryota; Viridiplantae; Streptophyta; Zygnematophyceae; Desmidiales; Closteriaceae
Source: the annotation of a GenBank genome assembly